GAUAAAAAGACAAAGCAUGGGAAGACUGAGGAGGAGGAUCCACGACAACUGAGGACGUUCCUCUCUCUAUCUCUCUCUGUCUCAGCUAAUUAAUUAGCCAAUCCACUGCCACUUUUGUUUUAGGAGUACUUACGUGCUGUUCUUUUCUUGCUGACUGCAUCGAAUCCAGCCGAUUCCAGAUGGGAAGGGGAAGGGCUCCUUGCUGUGAUAAGAGCAAAGUCAAGAAGGGGCCUUGGAGUCCUGCCGAGGAUUAUAGGCUCAUCUCUUUCAUUCAGAAGCAAGGCCAUGCUAACUGGCGUGCUCUUCCAAAACAAGCUGGGCUGUUGCGAUGUGGAAAGAGCUGUCGAUUGAGGUGGAUUAAUUACCUAAGACCUGACGUCAAGCGAGGCAACUUCACCCCUGAAGAAGAGCAAACCAUCAUUAACUUGCAUAACGCUCUGGGAAACAAGUGGUCUAAAAUUGCAUCUCAUUUACCAGGAAGAACUGACAAUGAGAUCAAGAAUGUUUGGAAUACGCAUUUGAAGAAAAGACUGGUUAUUGGAAAUGAUGAUGCUAACUGUCAUCAAAAAAUUGAAACUAGCAACUCAUUCACAAGUUAUUCUGCUUCGCCUUCUCCUUCCUCCAGUUCCUGCAUCUCUUACGGGGAGCUGAAUACGGAAAAAGGACCUGGGGGCGAUCAGGAGGGCCUACACUCCAAAGUUGAUGAGCAGCAGGAACCGUGCAUUUCGCCAACUCAUCCAAAUGCACCUAAUCUGGAAAACUUCGGCCAACCUGCUGAAGAAACCUGCUCGCUCGACAGCUGCAUUAAUUCAAAGGCUUCUCCUGAGGUUCGAAAGACCACGACCGAGGAACCUAAAGAAAUGGCUCAAGAUGGGAAUACCAUGGAGAUCCCACUGGAGCCGGAUGCUGAUUUUUGGAACUUUUUGGACGGUUUAGAUCCUAUGGAUAAGCCCACUGAAUGUCAACCACAGCAGGAACAUGGGGUCUCCCAGAGCUCGAACUUUGGAGAAAACCAUCAGGAAGAUGUUCAUGAAUACAAGAGGUGGUUGAGAUACUUGGAAAAUGAACUUGGACUCGUUGGAGGGAAUGAUGGGGAAUGUCCACAAAAGGGUGCAGGCGCAGAACAGCAGCAGCAGCAAUUAGUCACAGAUACUUCAGACGAUGAGAUGAUGUCUAGGCCAGAAUUUGAUCCAGCUGCUAUGGCUUACUUUUCAAUGUGGCCUUCUUCGCCUCAAAACUUUGGUAUCUGAAGUCAAACUUGGAACUUGUGAUUCGUGGAGAUCACCGAACUUGGCAUUGACAAACUUUGUUAUCUAGCUAGUGAAUUAGUAAUAACUAGGAAUCCUUUCACAUGAAACAGAGGUAUACAUACAAAAGUACAAACACAGGGCAUUCUCAUGUAUGAUCUGGUAUCUGUCAUUCUCCAGAGAUUGUACCUUAGACUAAGACUAACGAAGAGAUACCACAGUAAUGCAGUAUCCAUUGACAUUAUGUGUUGAGUCUGAAACUAGCUAGUAGUAGUGGGUUGGUGAUAUUCCUCACUAACCAGCACUGAGCAGUAACCGUAGGCAUGUGGAGAAUUUAUAGUCUAUAUAAUACAGCUUCCCCAGUCCCCACAUUUUAGAAAA
Messenger RNA from Coffea arabica (coffee), 1628 nucleotides. Its product is annotated as transcription factor MYB63. Lineage: Eukaryota; Viridiplantae; Streptophyta; Magnoliopsida; Gentianales; Rubiaceae. The record is from RefSeq and is a predicted model, not a curated record.